UGUGAGCAGUUAGCUGAAGGGGGCGGUGGACGGGGAGGAGCCCUCCUCAGUAAUCUAAUCUCCGCUCUCUCUGCAAGUGCCUUUGGGGCACAUUCCUCCCAAACAGACCGUCAAACCGAGCCAGAGUCUCCCGUUCUUCACCUAUAAUGGCUUAUCCAGCGGGUCCCGCUAUGUAUCCUGCAGUGAUGGGCAUGCAGGCCCCAGUUAUGUACAAUCCUGUUCCUGGAUAUGAGGGGCUUGCCCCAGGGGCGAGCGGUGGCUUUAUCCCUCCUCCACCUGUUCAGCCCAUGCCAACUCCUGACUCACAGCCUGCGCAAGAUUGGAGUAUUCCUGCUCUCACUAAGGAAGCCGCCAAAGAGGCAUUCCGCAAGCAUGUAGACAGCAACUGUUGCUGGUCAUCUGGCCCAGCGACAGAUGGCACGAUUACCAACAUGGAGCAGUUCAACACCUACCGUUAUCGACUGGAGACCUACAGUGAGUCCAGAAAAACGGAAUGGGCCACUAAGCCUUAUGAUGGUCAGCCAGUGAAUGCUUUCACACAGCCUCCUCCUGGUCCGUGGCAAAUCCCUGUUAACACCCCUGAAAUGUUUAAAGAUUCUGUUCAGGAAGUUGAAGUUCCCUACACCUCAUCGGUCAAGCCAUGUGAGAAGUGCUCGGCCACUGGGAAAUGUGCCUGCGCUGCAUGUACUGGCUCAGGGAAUAAAGUGUGCCAGACAUGCAGUGGCUCUGGGAAAGUGUCUGGAGAGGAAAGCUGCAAUGAGUGCAACGGGACAGGAAAAAAAAAAUGUAAUGAUUGUUCAGGUCAAGGAACGGUACAGUGUGCAACCUGCAAAGGGAAGCGGCAGCUGCUAUCCUACAUCAAACUUACUGUGGAAUGGAAAAACAAUGUUGAGGAUUUUAUGGCAGAGCAGGCGAGUGGUUUGAAGGCGGAGAAGCUGAAUGAUGUCAGUGGGAAGCAACUCUUUAAAGAUACAAAGUACAUGGUAUAUCCACUGCUUGGAUUCCCAGACCAAAACGUGGUGCAGGCAUCUGAAAGAAUGAUUAGGGAGCAUCAGAGCAAAUAUUCUCAGUCUGCUCGCAUCCUACAACAGCAACAAUGUGUGGAACUGAUUCCCAUCACCAAGGUGACCUACGAGUGGCAGGGAAAAUCCUAUGUUUACUAUGUUUUCGGUAAUGAGUCAAAAGUUAAAGCAGACGACUAUCCAGCUACAUGUUGCUGCACUAUACUCUAAAAUGUGAAGCCAUAUGCCCUGGUUAGGACAAUUAACUUCAUGCAUAAGCCUAUAUUAGUAGUAUCUUCAUGACAUAAUUACAACAGGUAAACUCUUAAAUCGACCGUUCAUGUUAAAAAAAACAAAUUUACUUCCACUGUAUUAAAUGUACUUGACUCAAAUGUGUAAUUUCUACAUAGAGGAAAUAUAUUACAUCAGCACCAGGUUUCUCUUUUACUUUACUUACUUUUGAUAAUAACUGUGCUGAUAUCAUAUAUGUUAUUCAUGUGGAACUGAAGUACACUUUUGAAUCAUGUAAUUAUAAAAACAGGUUACAUUUUUCACUGUAUAAACAAGAAUUCUGUGCAUGAUAUGUAAUGUAAUUAUUGUGUUCCAUAAUUGUGAUUGUGCUAUGCAUUAUUAAGGUACUAACUCAGCUUAGAAAGUUAAUCUACUAAACAAUAUAAUGUAACACAAGUAUAUAUUACAUUGCAUGGCGUAGCUACUAACAGCGACCUGUAUUAUAUAUUCUUGUCAUAACUAAAAGAUAUGAGGGCUCUCUUUGCUUGUACUAAACCACUGUCUCAGUAUACUUUAUAUAUAAACCUGUGGAGACAUAGAGAGGUCAGCGUUGUAUUAUCAAAUUAUCAUUUUUAUUUUUUUAUUUUUUAACUUUUUUAGAAAUCAUUUUAAAAACAAUAUGAACAUUGAACGAUGAAUAUACCAGUGGUUCAAAAUAACAUUGAAGUUAAACUUACAUUGAAGUAUUUUCCUUCUUCUUCAGUGUUACCAACUAGGAGAUGCAAAACUUAAUGACAGCGGUGGCAUGUAGAACUUUUUAAAACCACUAAGAAGUCUAUGGGAUAUGACCUAUCAGAUAUGUUCAGAUCUCUCAGAUAUGUUCUUUCUGCCUUUCAUUUUAAAGCAUUCAAAAGAGCCAGCAUGAGGGAUUAAUAACUAGCAAACAAAUCCACGAAUGAAAUUAGCAGCACGUUCGUUUCCUUUUCAGUGGUCUCUUCCUUUCAAAGCACUGCAGCGUUGAUAAUCAAUAUAGUUCCAUCCAAACAUAACAAACGUUAUAGUAAUAAAGUUAAUCUAUCUCAAACGUAGUUGGCUAUGUCUGAGCAGCAUAGUGUAACCCUUUGCAGAUUGUCUACCCUUCUGUAGCAGUAGGCCUAAGCCCUCGUUUCCACAGAGGAAAUGAAAAAUUCUGUACAGCGGAACAGCAGUGGCCUGCUUUUGUAGAUACUUGAAAACACAGAAGGACUAUCAUAUUUCAUGUUGGUCGUGUAGGCCAGUCGAAUGCCUGAGUGGGGUGUGGUAGGUCCCCUGAAGAAUAUGUAGGCCUAAUGUGUGAAUCUAAACAAGGAAAUUUUAAAUGUUGUUAGUGCUGGCUUGUGCUGGUCAAGAUCGAUUGCCAGCAUGUUACAGUUGAUUAUGCUGCCCAAAAGUAUCCAGACAGCCCUUCUUAGUUAAUUCAGCUAGUCUAGGGUGCACCCGUUGCUGGCACACUGCUUGUACAGUCCUCAUAGAAAAGCACUGAUGAAGAAUGUGAAGCUCGGGAGCAGCUCCAUGUGAGAUUAAGAUUAAAUGCCCAAUGCCAAGCAUGGGCUUGAGCGGUAUAAAGCCCCCCAGUACUGGGCUCUGGAGCAGUGGAGCUGUGUUCCCUGGAGUGAUGGAGCUCCAUCCAGUAACUAUGCGAUGAGCUGGAGUGUCCAGAACUGAAUCAGUAUUUGGUCUCACUAAUGCUGUUGUGGCUGAAUGCAAUCAAAUCCUCACAGCAAAUGUUCCAACACAUAGUGUAAAGCCUUCCCAGAAGAGUAGAGGCUGUUACUGCAGCAAAGGAGGUACUUGCUCUCUAAACAAUAUAAUGUAACACAAGUAUAUAUUACAUUGCAUGGCGUAGCUACUAACAGCGACCUGUAUUAUAUAUUCUUGUCAUAACUAAAAGAUAUGAGGGCUCUCUUUGCUUGUACUAAACCACUGUCUCAGUAUACUUUAUAUAUAAACCUGUGGAGACAUAGAGAGGUCAGCGUUGUAUUAUCAAAUUAUCAUUUUUAUUUUUUUAUUUUUUAACUUUUUUAGAAAUCAUUUUAAAAACAAUAUGAACAUUGAACGAUGAAUAUACCAGUGGUUCAAAAUAACAUUGAAGUUAAACUUACAUUGAAGUAUUUUCCUUCUUCUUUCCUUCUAAAGCCUUCCCAGAAGAGUAGAGGCUGUUACUGCAGCAAAGGAGGUACUUGCUCUCUAUUAAUACCCUUACCGGGGUAUAUAUCUUGUGGGAAGGGUUAUAAUAGAGUACACUAUUAGGGAUUUUACAUAAACCACCAUGCUAACCCGGUAGCUUAUGGCCUUCUGUGCUAGCAAAAGAAACAUAGACCAGCAUGUGUUGUGUUUUAGAUGCUGGUGUGCUGGUGAGCUAGCACUACCAUGCUGGAUGACCAGCACCAGACUACCUCUAGUCCAGCAUACCCUAUUGAAAAACACACCUUAGGCAAGUGUACCAGAAUCCAAAACAUGCUGGUUUUGGUGGUGAUAAGCAGAACAGCUUCCAAAAUACAUCAUGUGCUGUUUUUUUCUAGCAGGGUAAACCAACAUAAACCAGCUUAGAUGUGACAGCCCUGCUGGUCUAAGCUGUUUUUUGUGGUUAACCACCACUAAAGAACAUGGACUAGCUUUCUAAAGAGUGCAAAGCAGACCCUCUUAUGGAAGGUUUUCUUUAGGACUUAUGAACAUGGUUGAAAAAUGGUAAUUUAACAUAUUAAUGCUGGAUUUUGUAGUUAAUCGCACUAUAAUCUAAGGUGAAAGUUCUUUUGCCCUAUCUCUGUGUAUGUGCAAGUCCUCUCUGUGUCACCCUGAAGGGUAGGUUGGAGCUUUGGAAUAUGCUGGAGUGCUACAAGUUGUAUCGCUGUCUUACAACCAGGGCUGAGAAACACUGUUCAGUCCCAUUUGAACAUAAAAAUGUAUCUAUGAUGCUUCAACAAGAGACACUUGGGCAUUGUUUAUGUCCUUAGUGCUGCAGACUAGCAUACACAGUUAAGAUAUCAGAUGUGAGAGGCUUAGUUUGAUCAUAUUUUAAUUUGCGUCCUUCUGAUUUAUUAUGCAUAUAUGUUUACACUCUUAUUCAGCCGCAAUUAGGUACGAUCAGUAUAUUCUGACCUCUUUUGUAAUCUUUUGACCAAUAAAAAAUGGAAAUGUGAAAUAUGUGAACUGGUGUAAUCAGGCGCAUAGCCUCAUCUUCAAACAAGUACGUGAUUAUGUUUUUUUAAUGUAGCUGUAAAUGGACGAAUAAAACUGGAAUAGCUGUUGUAGGGUGACAUCGCGUUUUUAGAAGACAAAUGAGGUGUCGCAGAAGGCCUAGAGCUGAAAGAAAGAAGGUGAUUGAAAAAGAAAGAAGUGUUACAACUAUGCUAGAACUCAGUGAAGUCAGAAAUUGCAUGUGAGGAUAGGUGAGGUAGUUGGGGAGGUGUCCUCACCCCAGAGCAGUUAAAAAGAAAGGUCUGAUUUCUCUGUUUUGUCAGCUGUUGCUCACGAGGACAACUCAGGAUUAACAUGUUAUCUUUAAAUAAACGAUCUUGUUUUCUGCCA
Messenger RNA from Colossoma macropomum (tambaqui), 4799 nucleotides. Its product is annotated as protein SSUH2 homolog. Bases 147 to 1232 code for a protein of 361 amino acids. NCBI's taxonomy places the organism in Eukaryota, Metazoa, Chordata, Actinopteri, Characiformes, Serrasalmidae. The record is from RefSeq and is a predicted model, not a curated record. The transcript is spliced from 12 exons.